AUGGAAGAAACACUGCAAGAAGAUCACCAGUCAACAACAACUGCUAUAGAGAGAACUGUCCUGCUGAAUUGGAUUAAGCUUAAACUUGAUGACAUAGCCACAAUCACAAUAACCACACCCAACAUCUUAGAAAAAAUAACAAUGCUGAAAGAAGAACCAUUACUUGCUACAACUAUAGGAAGGAAAAAUAUAUUGCUUAUGAAUACAGAAGCUCACCAAAAGCCAAG
Acaulospora colombiana is the source of this 227-nucleotide messenger RNA. Lineage: Eukaryota; Fungi; Glomeromycota; Glomeromycetes; Diversisporales; Acaulosporaceae. The record is from the annotation of a GenBank genome assembly.